Molecule: messenger RNA, 1091 nt
Organism: Pseudopodoces humilis (Tibetan ground-tit)
Lineage: Eukaryota; Metazoa; Chordata; Aves; Passeriformes; Paridae
Gene: MRPL48
Product: mitochondrial ribosomal protein L48
Cellular component (GO): mitochondrial ribosome
Source: RefSeq, a predicted model, not a curated record
AACCAGGUGUCCGCCAUUACCGCCCGCACCCCCGCGCCCUCCCCGCUGCCUCCUUCAGGACACCAGGGCCCCGCCAGUACUGCCGGUUGUCCAAAAGUUGAUGCGUACGGGAGUUCUCGGUGGGCCGAGCGGGGAGAUGCCCGAAAAUUAGAAUUCCCGGGAGCCAUCGGUGGGCGGAACGCGGGGAGGGAGCCGCGGGACGGGGGGAGCCGAGUGAGGGCGUACCCAGGCACGGAGGGGGAACGCUUUGAGCGACGGACCGCGGCGCCGGAUGAUGGCGGCGGUGCCGAAGGUGCUGUGCUCGGAGAAGGGAGCCUUGCUCCGGCAGGUGGUCGCCCUCAGCAGAGCAGCAACAGCCAGAGAAAACCGUCUGUGUGCUGCAGGUGAUGCACUCCUGGCUUGCCACAGAUCCUACAGGUCCCGACCUACACAUGGAAUUGGGAAGUUUAAAUACCUGCUCCCAAAGGAGGUUCCAAAGAAGAAAAAGGAAAAAGUGCAGAUGAAAGAGAUCGAUGCUGGCACUGAGUACCAGUAUGGAGAUGUCAACAUCCAGAUGACUUCUUAUGAUCUGUGCCUGGUGGAGCAUUUUGCUCAGUAUGUCCACAGACUCUGCAACCGCCUCUCAAUCCGAGUCAAUGAGAGCUACGCCAUGCCCACCAAAACCAACGAGGUGCUGUUCAUGGAAGAGAGGGGAUCCAAAAUGCAGCUGGAUGCCGUCCUUACCACCCACCAGAGGGUUGUUCAGAUCCGCGGUUUGAGUUCCACGUUUGCUCCCAUACUGCUGGAAAUCAUUCAGAGUAACCAGCCUGAGGGGGUCCAUCUGUUGAUGAAACAGCACACAGAAGCCGAUUUCAAGAGCCGACUGAAGUCUCGACCGGAGCUGGAAGAGCUGCUGGCAGAGAUGUCCUGAGGUGAGGAGCAAUGUGUCAUCCAUGGGCUGUUCCAUGACCUCUGCACUGAUAACUUAGUGAAUUGGAAGGAAUUCCACUGUUUGGAACCAGCUUGUCUCAGUAAAAAUAAUGUGUUUAUAUUUGAUGGGUUUGUACUGGGAACAAAGAUGCCACAAUGAAAUGUGGGUUUGCUUUCCUUCA